AUGCCCUUCCUUCCGACCUCACACGAGGUUUCUGAGACUUCACCUCUUCUAUGUGGCAACGAUGAUGACCGUGUCAAUAGUGGUAAUAUUGAGAAUGGCCAAGUCCAAGGCGACGAUAACUUGGUGGCAGUGUACACCACCAAGCAGUUGAAUCUGCUUCUUGGAGCUGUCGGCAUUGGUAUCUUUCUAGCAGCUGCCGAUCAACUUUUAACAGUCGCAACCUACGGUCGUAUUGGCAGCGAGCUCAAUGCCCUCAACAACACCAGUUGGAUUGUUACUGCGUACUUACUGACCCUCACAAGCUGCCAGCCCCUGUAUGGCAAACUCAGCGAUAUAUUCGGCCGUAAGGCAUGUUUGCUCUCUGCCUAUAUCAUCUUUGCUCUUGGGUGUCUCGGCUGUGGUCUCGCUCAGUCAAUGGCCCAGCUCUGCAUUGCGCGCGCCGUGGCGGGUAUAGGCGGAGGAGCCAUGAACUCACUGGUCGCCAUCUUACUGAGCGACCUUGUUCCAUUGAAGGAACGCGGUGUGUGGCAGGGGAAGGUUAGCAUCCUUUACUUUGCUGGGACUGCUACGGGAGCUCCCCUGGGAGGAUUAAUGGCUGAUUCGGUCGGUUGGCGAUGGUCGUUCAUUGGUCAGGUUCCUCUGUGUUUCGUGGCUUUCAUUGCUGUCUACUUCGUUCUCGAUAUUCCACCCCCAGAACAAGACCACUGGCUCGCCAAGGUACGCAAGAUUGACUUCCUCGGGUCGUCCAUCCUCGUUGCCGCCGUAAUCGCCCUCCUUGCUGGCCUAGAUUUUGGCUCCAACUUUGGCUGGUCACAUCUUGUCACCGUCGUGUCUCUAUCCGUGACACCAGUGCUUUUCGGGCUCUUCGUCCUGGUGGAAGUCAAGUUUGCUUCUCAUCCAUUCGCUCCUGGUCACAUCAUCUUUGAUCGUGAUCUCUUUACGUGCUAUAUGGUCAACUUCUUUGCAGUAGCGGGACAGACAUCGGCAAUAUUCUUCUUGCCCCUUUACUUCCAAGCCGUUCAGGGUCUGAGUGCCACUAAGAGCGGUUCGCUUCUUGUUCCAGGUAUGAUUUUUGCUGUGAUAUCCUCGAUCCUAAGUGGAUUGAUUAUCAAGCGAACCGAGAAGUUCUACUCUAUUAUGAUGCUGGGAUAUGCGCUAGUCCUCUUCUCCAUCAUACCCUUAGGAAUAUCGGUCUGGCUCCGAUGGACCCCCGGAGAAGUUAUCGGCGUUGCUCUCAUGUGUUUUGGAUCUGGCUCUGCAUUCGUAACGACACUCAUCGCCCUACUUGCCAAUACCACAGUCGAAGACACCGCUGUUGUCGUAGCGUGCUCUUAUCUCUUCCGGUCUCUCGGUUCUAGUAUUGGUGUCAGCACUGGAUCUGCCGUUCUUCAACAGAUGCUCCGAAUUCAGCUAGCGGCUCGACUUCCCGAUGGAAAGGAAGCUCGUGAGAUUGAGGAAAGGGUGCGGCAGAGUCUUGACUAUAUCAAGGAACUGCCACCUCAUCUCGCUGAACAAGUUCGGUUGAGUUAUCAAAUGGCGACAAUUGGAGCACUUGUCGUGACGUCUGUUUACGUCUUGGCGUCGUUCUUGAUGGCGUUUUGGAUAAAGGAGAAGCCUCUUAAGCGAUAG
Messenger RNA from Fusarium sp. VM40, 1629 nucleotides. The record is from the annotation of a GenBank genome assembly. NCBI's taxonomy places the organism in Eukaryota, Fungi, Ascomycota, Sordariomycetes, Hypocreales, Nectriaceae.